Molecule: messenger RNA, 5964 nt
Organism: Entelurus aequoreus (snake pipefish)
Lineage: Eukaryota; Metazoa; Chordata; Actinopteri; Syngnathiformes; Syngnathidae
Gene: dennd2b
Product: DENN domain containing 2B
Exons: 20
Coding region: 349-3756 (1135 amino acids)
Biological process (GO): positive regulation of ERK1 and ERK2 cascade
Source: RefSeq, a predicted model, not a curated record
CGGUGACAAUAAACAAAGCAUCGAGGAAGAAGAGGCGGAGGAGGAAGGCGAGGGGCCAAAUCACGAUAAAAAGUGGGGGCAAACAAGCCGUUACCAUGGCAACAAGUCCAGCCUUUCCAAUGAGGCUUCGAGUGCUUCAUUCUCCUUUUCGUCUUUUUUCUGGUGGGUUUCCGUGGAAAUACAUGCCUUGGACUUUAUGACGGAGGGCAGGUAUUCGGCUGACCGGGCCAGACUUUUUCACCGAGUAGAACAAGGAAGCGGACUUUAAAGGACGAGAACAUCUCACUAUGUCAGCAGCCAUGCUCCACAGGAACCACUUCGAGGUGAGUGGGCGGUGUGCAGGCAAGCAUGACCGCCAACAAGAGUCCAAAGGCUGUGCCUCAUGCGGGAGAGGGUAAAGCACCACCGGACACCCACGACAGGUGUCAGUCUUCAUCCCCGUGUCCUGUUCUAUCCUGCGCCCAGGGUCAGAGCCAGCCACCUCUUCUUGGCGACGGGAAUAACUAUAUGAAACAGAGCAGAUACGCAAGGACUGACGGGCGAUUCUUGGUACGUGCUGGCUGGAGCAGCAAAACCAAAACUUUUAGCAGUGGGCCACCCCUUUCAAGUCCCAUUGAGUCCCAAGCCCGUCUUACAAAGUCCAAGAGUAUCAGUUGCCUGGACAAUCGUCUUUCCAUUUAUAAGCCUCAAAAUCAAGCCAAGGUGUGUCAGGGAGGUCAAAACUCCCAGGAGCAAAAAGAGAACCAAGGCUGUCCUCCUCCAAGUGAGGGACUUAAUUGUAAACCCCUAAGUUGGAGUACACUUUCACUAGGAUCUUUCGCCAACCAAGGCAACAAGCGACCCCUUUCCACCACCAGGUCGUUAACGGGUGUUCUUUCCACUACAGUCCGCAAGAAGAUCUCAGAAUGGGAGUGCAGAAGGGUGUCUCUGCCUAGGAUGAGCUUGUGUCUGGAUAAAAGGCCAGGACGAGAGCGUAUAGGGGGCAGCGAGGGCUGCCCAAGUUUGCUGUCAUCCCCCUGCAGCGAAAAAACAUUUGACUUUAAGGGGGUUCGCAGAAUGAGCACAGCUUUCUCAGAAUGCUCCUACACGGAAACGGAGGAAGAGGAAGGGGUUUCUGACAAAGAUGGCUUAGGCCGCUUCCAGAAACGGAUAAGCAAGACGGAAUCUUCGGGGACAUUUGUCCGCUCCCUGUCUGCUCGUAAGGAGACCUCGGCGGUCCUUAACAGGAUACAAAAAAUAGAGCAAACCCUGAAGGAGAAUCCUAGCCCACCUCCUCCACGUUAUCUAAGUAAUUGCUAUGCUCCAGACAAGACAAGACAAAAAUCUUUUGUGAUUGGUGAGGACUUUGACAGCACAUGCACCAGCAAGCGCAGCAGUGUUUGCUCCGUGGCUACUGAACCAGAUGCUGUUUUGGUGCCUGAUAAGCUCACUAAACUCAGGCAACGGUUUAGUGUGAGUUCAGUCAGGUCUGAGAGCCCUGAACCACUCAGCCAACAGACAUGCGCCGGACCCCCAGUCAACCCCUUACCUAAACCUAAACGCACUUUUGAGUAUGAUUCCAAGCGGGAUCAGAAAGGCACAUUGUCAGCAAAUGGACUACCUCCAGCCUGUGAGUCUCCCCCACCUCUGCCCUCGACCCCUGCACCAAGCACAACGCGAAUGGAAAAGUGUGUGGCCAGCACACUCAUCCGAGGCCAGAACAGAGAAUCAUAUGAGUCGGAGGAUGCUACCAGCCUGCUGCCGUCAUACACAUCCUCACCUGCAGAGAAUGGCACACUAACCACAGAAACGCAGAGUCAAUCCAAUUCCAAAAGCACUUUAGAGGAGAAUGCAUACGAGGACAUUAUUGAGAAGGAGAACCCAUAUGAGGAUGUUGACCUAAAGCGCAGGACUUUGGGUCGAAAAAUUUGUCAUUUGGAGAGCAGUAGAUCUUGGACUGCUAUGGACAGGAAGCACAACUCUCCGCCUCAGUUACCGUCCAAACCUAGCAGCCAGUCCCUACGGCUCAUUGGUACCAGCGACAGAACAAGUCACCGGGUGUCACAAUUGCCCAAACGCCACAGCCAUGAUGAAACGCUGCUCCUCCCCCAAAUGGGUGUAUCAGCUUCAUCUUGUGUGCUGCUGGAUGAGAACCUUUGUGGUACCGGUGAUAACCUGGCCUCACACAGGCACUGGCGGAUUCCCAAGCUGGUCCAGAGGAUCAACUCCAUUUACUGCACUAAACGUGGAAAGAAGAGACUUAAAAAGCUGUCCUUGGCCAAUCUCGAUUCCUCAUCUUUGAGAGAUGACAACAGUGAGAGUGAGAGCGACUCUGACGACAGGUUUAAAGCUCACACCCAGAGGUUGUUGAAAUUGCAAUCAAUCCUUCGACGGGCCCCCAGCUACCGCACACUGGAGCUGCAGCUAAUUGAGUGGCAAGAGAGAGAACUCUUUGAGUAUUUCGUAGUUGUUUCUUUGAAAAAUAAACCCAGCAAGAACUCUUACUCGCCAGAAGUCACUUACCAGUUUCCUAAGCUCGAUAGGCCCACCAAACAGAUGAGGGAAGCAGAACAGAGGCUCAAAGCCAUUCCUCAGUUCUGUUUCCCUGAUGCAAAGGACUGGAGUCCUGUGUCUGAAUAUCCCAGUGAAACCUUUUCCUUCAUGUUGACUGGAGAGGAUGGCAGCAGGAGGUUUGGCUACUGCAGACGCCUGCUGCCGAGUGGGAAAGGGCCUCGUCUUCCAGAGGUAUACUGUGUCAUCAGCAGGCUGGGCUGUUUUGAUUUGUUCUCCACUAUCCUGGAUGAGGUUGAGCGUCGGCGAGGCGUAUCAGCAGCUUUGGUCUACCCCUUCAUGAGGAGCCUGAUGGAGUCGCCCUUUCCUGCACCUGGAAAGCUCAUUAAAGUCAAGACCUUUCUGCCCGGUGCAGGAAAUGAGGUCAUUGAGCUGAGGCGGCCCACUGACUCCAGACUAGAGCACGUAGACUUUGACAGUCUGUUUGGUUGCCUCGGUGUUCGGCAGGUAAUCCGGGUCUUUGCCUCGCUGCUGCUGGAGCGCAGAGUCAUCUUUGUAGCUGAAAAACUCAGUACGCUGUCCAACUGCAUGCAUGCUGUGGUGGCACUGCUCUACCCCUUCUCCUGGCAACACACCUUCAUCCCGGUGCUGCCGGGGUCCAUGUUGGACAUUGUCUGCUGUCCCACUCCCUUUCUGGUGGGGCUGUUGUCCAGCUCAUUGCCCAAGCUCAAAGACUUGCCUGUCGAAGAAGCAUUAAUGGUGGACUUGGGAACAGACCGUUUCAUCAGACAGAUGGAUGACGAGGCCUCGCUGUUGCCACGAAAGCUUCAGGCAGCUCUGGAACAAGCGCUGGAGCAGAGGAAUGACAUCAUCAAUCAGGACUCAGACAGCGAGUCAGAUGAAGAGUACAACUCCUUAAACAGUUUGGUGUCAGAGGCAUUCAUUCGCUUCUUCCUGGAGACCAUCGGUCACUACUCCCUGUUCAUCACUCAGAACGAGCGUGGCGAGCGCCUUUUCCAGAGAGAAGCCUUCCGGAAGUCCGUAGCAUCCAAGAGUAUCCGCCGCUUCUUGGGGGUCUUCAUGGAGUCUCAGAUGUUUGCAGGCUUCAUUCAAGAUCGAGAGCUGAGGAAGACUCGAGCUAAAGGUCUGUUUGAGCAGAGAGCGGAUCAAUACCUGGAGGAGCUGCCAGACACAGAGCAGAGCGGUGUCAACAAGUUCCUCAAAGGCCUUGGUAACAAAAUGAAGUUUCUCCACAAAAAGAACUAAAUGUCCUGAUUUCAAGACACCCAGAUGUGUCCUGCAUCUUUUGUGUCAUGUUUGUCUCUUGUAUUUUGUGUAAACUUGUACAUAUUUCACUGUGAGUUGACCUUGAUACUGGUGGCCAGCGUACAGCAAGAUGCCUCACAGCAGGUGGGCCACACAGAAACCACUAGUGUUCUUGUGAAGAGUCUUUUCAGAGCGUGUAAGUGACACGCGGCAAGGGCAUAAUUGUACAGUCUCUAAGCUUCCACCUGGCAGAAUCUAAAGUCGACAUGCAUCAGGACGGUGAACUGUAAACAUAUUUUACAUUUGCGCUUUCAAUAAAAAACAUCACAGUUAAAACAAUUCAGAUGCGUUCAAAUUCAUCACCAUCUAAAUCUUUCUUUCUUAUCUGACAUAUUCCACUAAGGACUCUGAAGAGAUCCCUGAAGUAGUGGUGUACCAGCUACGAUAACCUAAUUAUGUCUGAUGACUGUCACUGCCAUGCUCUUAUUAUUAGCUCACUGUUGACUCGAGCUGACAUGUUUCUUUUCCUUCUUCGCUUGUCUGCAAUUAAUUAUUCAUGCCAAGUAACCAUACAUCCACUGUCUCCUUAGUAAACAUGAAAUUGGAAUAUUGCUUGUACUAUUCUGGGUUAGGGUGAGCUGGAGCCUAUCCCAGCUGGCUUUGGGUGAGAGGCGGGGUACAUCCAUGACUGCAGGUCACCUGUCGAUCACAACUAUUCUCACCAUUGCAUCAUUUUGUGGUAAUUAUUAGUACAAUAGUGCCUCAACUUACAAGCUUAAUUGGUUCUGCGAUGGAGCGCUUAACUCAAAACACUCGUAUCUCAAAUCAGUUCUCCCAUUGAAAUUAAGUUAGGUUAAAAGUUAAAGUACCAAUGAUAGUCACACACACACACUAAGAGUGGUGAAAUUUGUCCUCUGCAUUUGACCCAUGCCCUUGUUCACCCCCUGGGAGGUGAGGGAAUCGUUUUUGGUGAUUUAACCCCCCAAUUCCAACCCUUGAUGCUGGGAGGUAAUGGGUCCCGUUGUUAUAGUCUUUGGUAUGACUCGGCCGGGGUUUGAACUCACGACCUACAGAUCUCAGGGCGGACACUCUAACCACUAGGCCACUGAGUUGGUUGAAAUUUUAUUUAAUUUAAUUCAUUCAUUUUCAUUCAUUCAUUUAUUUAUUUCAGCCAAUGACAUAAAAAAGUACAAAGUUGACAACACAUAAUAAUAUAAAUUAAUAUAGUGCAAAAGGUAAUGUAUAGUAUGUAAUGCAUGAUUGUCCAGUUUUGCCUGAAAGGGAGUGGGAAGAAGAUAAUUUAUUUAAUCCCACCCCCAGUUCUCCAUUCAGUGACUAUUCACAUGAGUUUCACUCUUACUUUGUUGAAGGAUUAUAAUACAGAUGUUGUAUCAUAGUGGCAUUACCACAGGUGCGUGGCCCCCCCAAAACGGCACAAUCUUAACAUAAAAUUUGUCUUUUGAAAAUCUUACAGAUAAGAAAUAUUGUAUAAAAAAAUACAAUAGAAUGUUAUACAAACAACUACAGUAGUUUUAUGAGGAAAUGUAAUAAUAAUGUACAGCAUUUAUCUUGGAGAAUGGACUUCUUCAGUAUCUCCUCACUGCUUCUCUGUCAAGCACACCAUCAGAAGCUUCUCCAUAUUUUCAUAGAUAAAUGUCCCCUUAGGCAUUAUUUUUAACAUUCUUGGCUGGCGUUAGACGCAUUCUGCUUCAGUAUGGUGCAGACGAGCAGUGAUAGGCUCGAAAUGCCUCACCAAGUUGGCGACACGCUUGGUCAUGUUUUUUUUGGGACGAUUUCUUUGUUUAAUUUGAAGAAUAUCAUUCACUUCUUCACAGCACUGUCGUUCAUUCUCAUUUUCUUUUUUCCCCAUGGGUGGAAAACAAAAUGUUGUCGAUCUCUAACUACAAUCUAAUGUUUUGGGCGAAACUCACGCACUUAUGGCCAACUCAUUGCAGGGAUGCUUGUAACUCAAAAUUUUGCUUGCAAUUUAAAGCGUAACAAUUAGCCGAGAGACAGCUCUGAUCUCAAAAGACACUUGAAUAGAGAUAUCACUGUAAUAAUCUUCCCAGCAGAACUUGCAAACAUUUUUACAUUUAAUCAUUAAAACGAUCUCAUCACCCGCUUGUUUCUUUUCUUUUUUAAAUAUUUGAAAAUUUCAGGUAAAUUCUGCACCUUUUCAUUUCACACAUUUAACAUAUAAUCUACAGG